UGAGGUUAUCAACACUCGUUCUUUCAACAAAAAGUGAGAAGGAGAACAAGUCUUACUUCUCUACGUAUUUUUUAACUUUAUCGAGUUCUGUUUUCUUUAAUUUCCAUUUUCGCUAGGGUGAACUUAGGAAAAUGAGGUAAGUCAAUUGUUUUAUACUAUAAACGUUUAUACUGUUAAACGCGAUUCCUUUUAUAAAAGUUCGAUGAUUAGUCUGCUUAUUAUAUCUACAUAACAGCGUCAAUGACCGUGUUUUUCUAACAUGUCACAUGUGGACUUCGAAAGUACAGCCGUUCGCAUUUUUAUUAUAGCUAUUGAAUAACACUCAAUAGCUGUUAUACGACUUUUAAUAAUGAAUGCAUUUAAAAAAAUAUUUUCCGCGUACCACGAAUCUUAUUAUUUUGAACAAAUGUGAUGCCUUCUUUUGAUAUCAUGUACAAAUUUCUAUGGGUUUAAUCAUGAUGGUUAGACCGUCAAACUAUUCUUAUAUGUUGGUGUACAUAAGAACUUGAUUUGUUUAGUAAAUAUUUGAUAUCAAAUAAAUUGUUUAGAUAAGUACUUCAUUUUAGUAUGUUAUAAUUUCAACAUUAUUUUUCAGUUCGUUAAAGCUUCAAAAAAGACUUGCCGCUUCGGUAAUGCGAUGCGGUAAGAAGAAAGUUUGGUUAGAUCCAAAUGAAAUAAAUGAAAUUGCCAACACAAACUCCCGUUAGUAUUUUUAAUCAAAACUGAAUCAGCUACAUGCUUAAUAUUUAUUUUAUUUAAUAUAGGACAAAAUAUCCGGAAAUUAAUUAAGGAUGGUUUGAUCAUAAAAAAACCAGUAGCUGUACACUCUAGAGCUCGUGCCCGUAAAAAUGCAGAAGCCAGAAGAAAAGGUCGUCAUUGUGGGUUUGGUAAAAGAAAGGGUACAGCUAACGCUCGAACGCCACAAAAAGUAUGAAUCAAUUUGUUUUAUUAUUAUAAACUUCCUAAUCUUUUUUUUUAUGUUUAUAGGAACUUUGGGUAAAACGAAUGCGUGUGUUGAGGCGGUUGUUAAAGAAAUAUCGCCAAGCGAAAAAAAUUGACAACCAUCUCUACCAUCAGUUGUACAUGAAGGCGAAGGGUAAUGUAUUCAAGAACAAGCGUGUAUUGAUGGAAUUUAUUCACAAAAAGAAGGCAGAGAAAGCUCGUGCUAAGAUGUUGAGGUAGUUAUUUAUAAUUUUAUUCAUAGGCAAAACUAGUCAUUUUCAUUAGGUCUGGCCAAAAUAUAUUGAAAUUGUUCUCUUCAAAAAAAAAAAAAUAAAUAUAUUAGCAACUCCAAAUUGAUGUAUUACUCAAUACCAUGAAUUACAAUAUACAGGAUACGAUACAACAGCAUGUUGUUGCAAUAUAUUGAAGACAAUGAUUUAUAAAGCACUAAGAGUCUUAUUUGAACAUACAGGUCAUAUAGAACUAAUAAUAAACAAUAGCUCUCUGUAUCCUGAAUAUCUUAAUUCAUACACAAUAUUCACUUAUUAUAGUUGUAGAAACUUAUACCUACAAUUUUACUAUGUAGACAUUGAUUCUAUUAAUUUUAUUCGCUCAUCUAUGUAUUUUUUUUUUUUUAUAAAAAGCCAACAUCUUUCAGCCUGACUUGUGAAUUUAUUUACUUAGCUAGUUAUUCAUAUAAAUUUAUUAAUUUUUUUAGUGAUCAAGCUGAAGCUAGGCGUCAAAAGGUCAAAGAAGCUAAAAAACGUAAAGAAGCUCGAUUUUUGCAAAAUAGAAAAGAACUUUUGGCAGCAUAUGCCCUUGAAGAUGAAAAGGCGGCAGCAGCUGCAGGAAAGAAGUAACCUGUUUGUAAAUGUUCUUAUUUUCUAAUAUAAUUUUGACUUAUUGGAAAAUUAAAAUUUGUUUAAUUUUUACCUUUAUGUAUCCUUAAUUAUUCUAAUAUUUAAUUCUGAUUAAGUAUUCUGGUAUUCAUGUAAAUUUAU
Cinara cedri is the source of this 1943-nucleotide messenger RNA. The record is from the annotation of a GenBank genome assembly. Lineage: Eukaryota; Metazoa; Arthropoda; Insecta; Hemiptera; Aphididae.